GCGCAUUUUGUGAACGUACCGCUUACAGUGUGCUUUCUGAAGUCCUGAUGGAGUUCGCCGAAGCUUUGCUUUCUUGUGACAAUGCAGACUUUGAGCGUAUUCUGUAUGAUGAAGUCAGAACACAGGCGUUCACUGUAUGUGCUCCUCAAGUCAUGAAACCACCUGAAAAUCUGGGAUCAGAUUCAUUCGGUGAAAGUGACUUUGAGUCAGGCAAAUCAGAAUAUUGUGCACUAGAAAAGACUCUAUUCCGUAGUUUUGAGCAGUAUAUUGCAGGCAGAGAUAUAAUGACGAGCACAGAAGAUUCGGGUGAGUGCGCAAACCGCUUAGAGUGUCACUUGCGCUCAUUGGCUCCAGCCCAGCAAGGAAUAUGUGGUCGAAUAUUUCAAGCUAAUGAACCAACCUAUUGUUGCAGGGAUUGUGCUAUGGAUCCAACAUGCGUUCUGUGUCGAGCUUGUUUCUUCAAUAGUGCACAUAUGAAGCAUAACUACAAGAUUAGCACGUCAUCUGGUGUUGGCUAUUGUGAUUGCGGUGAUCCUGAAGCUUGGCGGUCAGAUGCUUGGUGUGAGCUGCACAAAGGUUCAUCAGAACAUCCUGAAGGCGGGGACAUCGAGGAGAAAGUUGUUCCUUCUAAAUUAGACGAUAUUAAUGAUAUUGAUGUCAAACUAAAAGCUGAACUUGACCAUCUUCGUCAACGAAUUAAUAGUCUCCCACCAGAUGUUGUUAGGCGGACAGGAAGAUUGUUGAAGCCUUUACUGAAUAGUGCAGCUCUCUGCCUUACUGAUUUAAUCCAAGGCACGCAUCGUUUAACAACUGAAAUUUUGAGCAGUCAACUACGUAAAGGUGGUAGCUCAAUAACCGAAAGUUCAUCAGAAACAGGUGUUGCAGAAGAAAAGGUCCUAAUUGAUGAUUUAUGGUCUACAGAUGACGGCGUAGUUGAUUAUACAUUGGACAAUGAAGGUGUAUGGGAGUCUUGGCCUCCACCAAUGUCUCAUAUUCCUCUUGUCUUGUCUGUAGAUGAUGCUCUAACGUUAGGAUAUGAUAAUUGGCCGAGAACUGCCUCUAUGCAUCGUUCUUUACACGAUGUUGAAGCCCGGUGCUUAGCUCAGUUGGAAAGAGCUAGGAUUUAUCAUCCGAGAUUAUUCCCUCCAAGGCCUAUGCGUACAGCUUCUGAUCGCACUGCUGCUUCCCGAGCGUUCCUGGUACUACUUUAUAACAAUGAAUAUCACAAUUAUGAACAGGUUAUCAAAACGUUGAGACGAGUUCUAGACUGUACGACCCAGGAAGGUACACAUCAUGCAGUACUUGUUAAUUGCGAUGGUCGUACAGUCCUUCAAAUGAAUUUUACUAUAACACAAGCUGCCAAUUUAGCAUCAGCUUUGAUGCGUACCUCUACAAGUCUGUCUUCACGCCCGUUAAAGUGUGAAGCUCAACAUGCAGACAUCUAUUCAUUAGAAGUAUUUUUCUCCCUAUUCCUUCGUUGGUUACGUAGAUUUUGUGAUCAAGUGCCUAGUUUAAGACCUGUUAUUUGUCAUGCAAUAUUGGGUCAUUUCCCUGAAAUUGAUAAUGCUGUUAAAAAAUCUACACAACCAGAUAUCUUGCCUAUUCUACCACAUAGUGAUAUGGUUAAAGAUGAUUCAUUUUUAAGUUUUAUUCUAGCUCGUCAUAGCCUAUCAUGGAGAUCCGUUCGACAAGAAAUGUUACGUCUUAUCAUGAGUGUACUCUUGAAGGAUAAUUUCUAUCGCGCUGUGUUCGCAAUUAAAUUUAGCAGAUUGUAUACUAGGUUACUUCAAAAUCAUAUAUACGAUGAUCAUUUGGAUGGUGAUACUCUGUGCAGUUUGAGUUGUCAAUUCUAUACAGUAACCAGUUUGGCACGUCAAUUGCUGGAGCACAACAGUGUCCUUAGUCGAUUAUUAUCUCGAUUGGCUAGUGCAUUUGAGUUUAAUUCAAUUUUACUACCACAUUUUUAUUUACCAACCACCUAUCAAAAUAUACAAGUAGAUAUUCAAGAAGAACUAACCGUCUCAAAUUUAAAUAAUGAUGCAAAUAUUUCAUGGUUAAAUUCUGCUUUUGACUUAUUGAGACGUUUGAAUCCAUUCGAAUGGGGUUUAUCUACUCGCGCAAUGUCUCCAGCCAACUGUUCUUACGUAAACCCACGUGUCUUAGCAUGGCCAGCUGGUAACACACUAGGUCGUUCAUUGUUUCAUCCUUUUGAAAGAUUAUUCGGCGUAAUUCAUGAUGUUGAUUAUAUUCUGGCCAGUUUAACAAAUGUCCGACCGCUAGCUAACGAUGAAAUUAUCUCAUCGUCAUCAACAACGACACGAAAUAGUUGGUGGACACAAGCUGCACGAUUGUCUUACAUGGAAUAUAUACGGAAACUUUUAUAUAUGCUUAGUUUUGUACAAGAUAUGAACGGUAUGCAACGUCAGACACAAGCUCAUGUGGAAGAAGAGUUGGAAUGGGCCAGCGGGUUUUAUAUCAUGAGUGUAUUAAUAAGUCUACUUGGCUUAACUGUGCAGGUAGCCAGUUCAGAUUAUGAACUGUACAAGCUGGUAUUAUGUGAAGCUCGUCAGGCGUUUGAAAUGCGAAUUGGCAUAAUGGACCGACGAUUCCGUAUUAGAGCGCUAUCGUCUAUAGAUGAGAAACCAGAGGAUAGCAAAAAUACCCAGUCAAAUGAUAAUCCUGAUAAAAUACAUUUCCAUUCACUUGGUGUGACUACUGAAGUAUAUAUUUAUGAUGUAUUACUAUAUCGCAUAAGUUCAAUACAGCCGAUUCCACGUUUCUUGGCAAGCCUAUAUGGACAUGGUUUGGAAAUGGGCCUCACUUUCAGAGAAUUGGGUUUAUUAGAUCAGGCAUUUCUCAAUCUGCUGAUCGAAAGACCUUUACAAAUUUUUGCUUUUUGUGCUCAAUAUAAUGCUAAAAUGUGGGUGCGUAAUGGAUACGCUGCACAACAGUCUAUCACAAAUCUGUUCAAUCCUUCAAUGCGUGUGGAGUUAGUUGACCGUGAUAUUCAGCUAUUGCAAAUAGCGAGUUGUGUACUACCGCCGGAUGAAUUUAUCAUCCGUUUAGUACAUAAAUUUCAUUUGGGUAACUACUUGAGAAGCGAUGCGUCAUCAAAGGAGCCUGGACCUGGUCGUGUACAAGCUGUUGAAAUGUUGUUACGUGUAUUACUUUCUUGUAUUACUAAUCGGUCACGUCCUUCAAUUGGUCAAUUUACUAAGGAGUAUUAUUUAUGCAACAAUAAUCGUAGUAUUGGUUCUAAUUGCCUAAAUGAUAUAGUCCUUGAUAUGGAUUCAGAAAUUUAUUAUCCUAACCUAAUCAGUGAUGUCAUACAUACUCUAUGCUCUAAACCUCUGAGCUAUAGUGAAUUAUUAUCUAUGUUACCAUAUCAAAGUACAAGCUGUCUGUUAAUGAAAAUUAAUACUGAGGAGUUGGAUGUGUUGAAGCAACAACAUCAUUCAAAAGACUCUGACGCAGAAAUGACAUCAGAGGAAUCGCAGUCUACAGCAUCAUGUUCUAUGGAGAUUGGCCCAAGACCUGUUCUACCUGCUUCUGUGUCUAGAAGCGCUAAUAAACGUGCUAUGGAAAACGCUUUACCUAAAAUAUUACGUAAAGUAGCAGUUCAAUCAUCCGUUAAUGGUCGCACUCUGUUUAGUCUGCGACCAGAAAUUUUGGCUUAUCGUUUUGAUCGAUUCUACUGGGGGUAUCGACAACCAGAGCAAACAACAGCUGAAGCAAGUGUUUCUAAAUGUUUAAAGAAGUGGAUACAAGAACAGAACAAUCCAGAUUUGAAGAACUUACCUAUCCCACCACCCCCACCUCGCCCUUUACAUAGCUUUAUACCAUCUGUUCGUCCAGGUCCUCUAAGACUUCUGCGAUCUGUUACUUUUGUACGUUUAAUCAAAACACUAUUGGAAAUAGCUAAUUCUCAUGGUACAGCGGCUUCAUGGUGGUCACACAGUUUACUAGAUCUCGUGUUACAUUUAAUUAUUGUUGCGUUAUAUGAAGAUGAAUUAGAAGGAAGUAAAACAGGCAGAUAUCCUUUCCUGGAAGCUGUUGCACGUGUACCAGUAGAAAAUGAAUCAGAUAUUCAAUUGAGGCAAUUAGCACUUUCGCAUCAUUGGUUGAAACCAUCUCCAGAUGAUCAUUUGAAAAUCUCCGCUGCUCUAGAAGAUAAUUGCAUAACUUCCAGACUUCUGCGAAUAUUGAAUUCCUCUUAUCACGAUGAACAAUCAGAUUUGAUAAGAUGGACUCUGAAUCAUUGGAGUAAAGUUGUUGAAAAUAUUACUGGUGAUCAAACUCCAUCCGAAACAAUAAAUAAGCCUUCACCUUAUCAGCUGUGUAAUACAGCUAUUAAACAAGAUCGUGCAGAAAAAGCUCGCUCUCGACGUUCACGUAUUAUGGCGCGUAUGUCCAAUAUGCAAAAAAAUUUUAUGAAUUCAUUAUCUCAGAAUGAAACAGCAGCAAAUGAAAGUGAAUCAAUGAACGCCAAUGACCCUCAACUAAAUGAUAAUGGUAAUCAGCAAGCCAUGCAAACUGAUCCUGUCGUAGCAAGUGCAGUCCAGCAAUGUGCACUAGGACCAACAAGAUUGCUUGGUGGAGCAGCGUUUAUACUUGAUGGAUUAUCGCCAACACCGGGAGGUACUUCAGCUGCCCCCAAUGCAGAAUUAGUUACUUGCAAUCUGUGUUUGGAAGAAAUGCCAGAACAAGUCUCUAGUCGGAUGGUAAUGGCUGCGCAUGUGUGUCGGUCGUCAGUUUUAUCUUCCCGUGGAAUUGGUUGGUUGGAGGGUCCUGUUACAAUGGUCGUUGUCAGGCGUUUAUCCUCUGAGAAUCGUAUGAUUGAUUCACAAGCGUCAAUAUCUGUUGAUAAUCAGUCACAAACAGAAGACAGUGUUGACUUGGAAGAUGAUAACUACAGAAAACAGCUUCGUCCUUUUCUGGCUUCAGUGGCAACCACAGCUAUAGCCGCUUCUCGUGGAUCAUCAGUUUUUGGAUUCGGGUUGUUACCUGAGUUAAUUUGUGGUGUACGGUGUUUAGAAGUGAAGAAUGAUAACCUUUCUGAAGCUUCAUACUCUAUGGAUAUCGAUAGUGAUUAUACUGGAAUAGAUGAUAUAGUGUUGGCUGCGCAACAGAUGUCAGAUUCGCAUGAUAAUGGUCGCCUGAUAUUAGAUCCUUGGCACCCACGUCCUCUUGUAUCUAGUCGCGAUCCGAUUGCCGAAGAGGGUUCAUUCCUCUCCUUCUGUUCUCAUCCAAUGCAUGCUACUUGUAAGACAAAAUAUGCUAGACAGUUAAAAGGUCGCAUUGAUCAUAUAAAUCGUCGAAAUUCAUCUAUUUUGGUAUUUGACUUCCGCUGUCCUUUAUGCAAGUGCAUAUCCACGCUAGAUUUACCAAUAUUAGGUCCCGUCUAUUCAGAUUUACCAGUGGAAUGGUUAUCUUUACGAUUAUUACCUUCAGGAGAUCGUCAAUCAAAUCCCAAUAAUGUUGAUUUUCGACCAUUAAGUUCAUGGUUGUGUAGUCUAGCACGUUGGUUGGAAAUAUUUUCUGAUUCCAAGGAUUAUGUACUAGGUGAUUAUCUUCAGUCGGACUGCAGUCCUUUCACUGAAUGUACAUCUGCUGGUAAUUCUGAAGAACCGACGAUGAUUGAACCAUGCCUCUUGAAGGAUUAUUCAAUGCAGAAUGUCAAUAAUAUGAUUUCACGGAAUGUUAAUCUACUUAAGCAGUCUCUUUGUACUUUCUUUUCUCAACCAUUAGACAAAAUCCUAGUCGAUCUAGAUCUUACUCUACCUAGUUUAGAAGAUUUAGGGGUCAGCGAAAAUUGUGAAAUUGUAUCAAAGUUAGUUCACUCACUAGUGGAGAGAAUUAGGCAUAGCGUUAUUCAGCCAGAAGAGAAUAAUGGUGAUAAUGGGAAAUGUACCUCACAGGUAGACAGUGCAAGUGCAAGCCUUAGACGCAAUAUUAACAGUAUUCUAAAUCCAAUGACUCGACACUUUUUUACAAAUAGACGCUCUAGUAGACGUUCUUCAGAUACUAGUAAUAUUGCCGGUAAUUCAUCAAAUUCUGCUAAUAACAAUAAUACUACAAUAAAUGGUCGUAUUCAUUCAAGAAAUUUGCUUCCAUCGCAUUCUUCACCUUUGGUCACUUCUAAUUUAUUCACUUUUGUACAACGAUUAGCUAGUUUAUGUCAGCCUAGAUCAUUGGAUUCUCUAGUACAACGCCCAAAUAUUCGACGUGGCACCGAAGUUACGGAAGUAGUUGUUAACAAUGCACCUGUAUUAGUUGCUAUACCUGAUGAAGAUAAUCAAGUUGAAGGAGGAUAUGUUGAAGCUGACGAUGAAGUUCAAGUUAAUCUGUACGCAAAUAAUCCUACACUGCCAGUACCUGAUCAGAAUGUUCAAUUAGUUAUUACACAAACAGAAUACAAUACAACUGCCGACGAUGGCACUACUGGAGUUACUGUUACUGGUAAUUCUGUGACACCUUCAGUAACUAGUCCGAAUACAGAACAGUCGUUUAGAGACCAACUACCGUUUUCAUCAAAUAAUCCUAUUGAAACUCUAUCUGACGCUAUUGAAUUAUUCUAUUCAGAUUUUUUGAACUUAUACACAUGUCUACAUGCACAUGGUGCAAGUUUCCCAUAUACCACAACGACUAUGUCGCAACCACCACCAGCAACGACUCCAAGUUCCUCAAAAUCUACAUUAGCUGAGCUGGAAAGAAAGACUGCCUGCACGAAUGAUUAUAGGGGAAUUAUUAGUUCGUACGAUUUUCUUAAAAAAUAUGUGGAUUGUGUUAUUCAAGCUGCACGUAAUGUUGUGUGCUUAGCUUCUUCGGACUGGAGAGCAUUGAGACACAGUGUAGCGUAUACACUGAUUGUAUCUGAGCGAACUUUGAGACUAAACUGCUCUCAUGACAAUUUCUUUAAUGGUGGUCUUGCUGAACGUCGACUUUGUGGACUUGGGAAUUUAUUACGAGUUUCUUUCGCAGCCCAUUCACGUCAUGCUGUAGUUUCACGUGGUUGCCCUAUAUCAUGCGAUACAAAUGAUUCAAAAUCGUCUAAUCAUCGAUAUUGUUGGCCUCAUUUAAGAAGUCAUCCAAUUUUUUGGUGGUGGUGGUCUUAUUGUGUCCCAUUCGAUUCUAUACCUAAAUCACAACUUCAAGAUAUUCCCAGUGGGUGUCGUCUCAAUAAUCCCUCAACGAUAUCAGACAUUGCUGAAACAGCUGUCAGUGUUGCAGCCACCGAGGAUGCUGCCUUUUUAUGGCGCCUAUUAAUUCCACUAUCGGGAGAAUAUGCCAACAUUCAUUCUCGAGCACUUGAUGAUGACUGUUCACUGGAAGAAUUGAAACAAGAUACAUGUUCUCAGUCGCCACCAUAUUCAUCUAAAGGGAGCAUGAGUAAGCACCCUACUAGUGUACUUUGGGAUGUGGAUAUCACAUUCCUCUUUAUCAGCUUAUUGCAUUUACGUCCAGGUCUUGAGGGAAACGGUGUCAGUGAUUGUCAAUGUACGCGUUUAGCUCAAGAAGCUGAUUCAAAUAUAGCUUCAGAAUCUGGUGCAGCUUUAUUAGGAGCACACUUGCUUGCCUGUGAUGAGGGUAGACCACGUCAACCAAUUGGUGAUAGUCAUGAAACACACCUACUACGUCUAUGUUACACAGCUUUAUUAGUUCAAACACUAUUAGCUUGGGAACCUAAAAUGAAUUGUUUAGAUUAUUUAAAAAGUAAUAAUCUUAUACCACAGUCAUGUACAUGGGAUGAUGCAUCUAUUAAAUCUGUUAACUGGGACUUACCUGAGGUAAGUAAAUAAUAUUCUGAUGUUUCAACACAAAAUAUCACAAAUACUAGGUAUAGUCCAACGGCCCUUUUUUUGCUAUAGUUUUGUUCACCAUAAGGUUUCUCAAAUAUUUGAUAUGUGUUAUGCAAUGUUAUGCUGAUAUGAUGAUGGUGUUGUACAAGGUUUAGACGAAACACGCCAUUAAUCGAUCUAACCAUCUAUUAAAUACAAUCAGAUGAUGUUUACCGAAGAUUUUGUAAAAUUGUUAAUGAGAUUUUGAUUGUAUCAUCAUUUGAGUCAACAACCUUUGUAAUACUUCAUCGACGUUAUAUAUUAUUAUUAUUAUUAAUAAUUGCCUAACAGAAUUAUUCAUAUUCACUGUAACUCCACAGUUUGUGGUUCAUAUUUUGGUAAUGCUGAAUUUUUCGUUUAAAUAUAUUUUGUCUCUUUCACUUUUUAUAAAAAGUUACUGGAAGUGUGGGUGUUUUUACGCGGUCUCUCUGGACUUCCAUCAAUUGAUCUACCCCAUAAUGAUCCAGCUUAUUUAGCACAUUUGACGCAAUCAUUGAGUCUAUUUCUACGUGCAAAUUGCUUACCAUUCCUACGUAUUGCAGCCUUUGUUAUGCAUAAAAUCACAGGUGUCGAUGUUCCAGCUGAUUUUCGUCAACCGACUUCUGCGGAUAAUAUGUCAGGUUGUUCAUGUGUACUCUUUUAUUUUUAAAGUGGAGCGGUUCAAUCUUAUUGACAUUGACUUUAUUUAUCAUGUUACUGUAGCAUUUUUCAAGCGAUGUGAAUGGCAUUUUAGCGAAUUUAAUAUGUCACACAAUUUUCUGGGAAUAAUUUCAGUUGGCACAUUCCCAUUAAUAAAAUUGACUGUUUUGUCGACCAAACAUCUGUUGAAGAUGCAAUGUCGUAACCAACCUCUAUCAAUUGACACCGAAAAAAUGACUGCGUCUUUACGCCUUCGUAACGGUGCUUGCAUGUCUCAAUGUCGUCAUCCUCCACGAGCAUUUUUAACAGAUAUAGGUUGGUGAAUUGUUAGAGGUGGUCAGACCAAAAAAUGACACUAGUCUAUAAAUUCUUCUACCAUUAUUUUUGUAACAACAGAAGACAAGGGUCAAGCAACAGAUCGUUUAUUUAAGAAAUCAACACAUAUUUACAGAUUUUCAUGUACAUAUAAUAGAUUAUUGUUAGCAUAAAAACACAGUCUUCUGAUUGGUUGUUUUUCACAGAAAGUUAACCUUGAAUCUCUUUGUAACUGUUUUUUGAAUGCCAGAACAUCUAUAUGUUAACUGUGUCCGCCUGCGCAAAGCCUUUGUUUUCAUUCUGCACACGACCAAUAUCAGGGACAUAAACAUUGACGUGAAUUACUAUCCAACAAUUUGGUUAACUGUCCAGCUCUCACCACAGUUUCCCUCCAUGUAGGUAGGGUGGUGUGAAAUGUAUACCUGGGAUAGCGGAGAUGUUAAGAACCAGUAGCUUGAGAGUGCUUUUUAAUAUGGCUCAAAAUUGUUGUUAAUGGUACAGACGCAUUCACUCCCUAUGACCUCCCAUAUCCAUUAAUUUUUCAUCAUUAUUCAUGUGAUUUUAUCUUUCCCCAUUACAUUUACGUCUAUAAUAGUCUUGCACUUAAAAAAAAACUUUUAUGCCUGCUUUUGUGAAGUAUGGCAACUUGAACUGCUGUAAUUUUGUGUACAUUUCUAUUCUCAAAAUUUUAUCCUCCUUCCUGAAUCUAAAACCUACUUUGUGCCCGUGAAUAUCAACUCAAAUAAGCAUUUAAAAACUCACUUUGUAUUAGCAUUUCCACUAGAAAGUUUAGCUGCCUACUCUUAGUUUACCUUAAAAUAGAUAAUUGCCCAGUUCACAGCAUUUCCUUAUGUUUGUAAUAAUAUACAUUUGUUAAGGAAUACUUAUAAAACGUUUUCAUUUAGUAUUCUGCGAAAAAAUGGAAGGUAUUCACUUGAAAUAAAAAAGGAAGAGAUUCUGGCAAUUGUAGCGUAUUAGAGUCAAAAUAACUGAAUAGGGAAUGAAUUAGCCAGUCACGUCACUAUAACCCAGUUACCAACUCAGUUUAACUUCACUCAAUUCAUAGUGUGUAUAUCUUCACCACUGAGAAAUGCCGUUAGUGGAUAUCUAUUGUAUCUUUUGGCUUGAUAGAUCUCACUAUUUACAACUCUUUACUAAAGACUUAGGAUUUUCAUGCUAUUGUCAUACCUGUGUUUAGCAGCUGUCCACUAGACUUCUAGAUUUCAAAUGUUUCUGCAGCUGAUAUCGGUGCUUUACAAAAUCUGCUAUACAAUGUGGAUUUAUGUUAUGUAUGUUUCAUUGCUCGUUUUAUCAAAUUGAAAAUUAAUUUACUACUCACUAGCGACUGAAUAUUACCAGAGGGAGUUGUCUGGAGUUCUGGUGAAAAAUCGUGGGCCGUUGAGUUCCACCAAGUUAAGUGUGAGGGUAAGUACUCACCAAUAACCAUUGGCUUGCUGUGGCACUGCAUUUUACGAAUUGGGAGGAAUUAGAACAGUUAGGAUAUUAUGUAGUUUUAUAUUUAUAGGAUGGCUCAGUUUAUGGUUUCCUGUUUAUGCACUAUGAGUUUAUUAAAUGGUCAAUUUUCAUUUUAUUUAUUAUUUUCGGUUUUGCAGAUAAUAUGCAUGAACAUAGUCUACUCUUAGCCUAUUUAGGUUUACCAUCAACUCCUCGUGAUUUAUUGAGCCUUUUGUCAUCACCACUAUCGCCGUCACCAUCAUCAUCGGAUUUGAACUCGCUGCGUAGCGUAUCAGAAGCAAAUAUGUCUAUUCAAUCUACAAAUGUUUCUAUGCUAUGUGAAUCGUUAUGGCUGGCACGUUUAGUAACUAUUUGGUGUUUAACUGGAGAACAGUCAUUAAGUCGUAAAUUCUACAAUUCAUUGUGUUCAAGAUAUAUGAAAUCUUCAUUACUUGAUAAUUUAUUACCACCUUAUCCUAAUGUACAUUUACCAAGAUUAAUAGAUUUACCAAAAGAAUAUACUCAUCUCCUUUUAUUGGCUAUGGAUAUGGAUUGUCAUGCUGAAGGUCAUAUACAUAGCGACUUAAGUUUAUGUCUUGUUUGUGGACACUUGGCGUGUUUACUUUGCUAUGGUUGUCGUCAGUUCGAACAAAAAUCUAAUUCUAUUGGAGGAACAUUAACAUCUUCGAACUUUAAUAGCAACAGAAAUGUUAAUUCUAGUGGAAGUAAUCAGGAAUUCGCGGUUUAUCGUAUGCAAGCUCAUUCAAGACGUUGCCAUUCUGGUUAUAGUUUCUUACUACGUAUUCAUUCAUGCCGUGUAAUCAUGUUAUCAGAUCAAGCUCGCCGUAUGACAGAGGUGCCUGCACCAUACAGGGAUUCUUUUGGUGAAACUGAUCCAGAUUUACGCCGUGGAAAUCCUCUAUUUCUUGUGGAGUCAGAAUAUAGACAUAUCAACAAAUUAUGGGUUAGUCAUCAGUUAACAUCGAGUACAUCAUCUGAAUUGGUUACACCUUUGAACUUACAAUACGGUAUAUAUUAAUCAAAAAACGAGACUGGUUCAGUUGUCAUUUACAGUAUAAACAUUAUCACCAUUAUUAUUAUUAUUAUUAUUGCUAUAGUCAUCGUCAUCAUCAUCAUUUUCAUCACUUGUAACGUUAACACCAAAUUGACACUGAACAACUGACCAAUUGAAUCAUCUGCGACGAUUAUUAUCAUUACUACUCUCAUAAUCCUGUCCACUUUCUAAGUUACAAAGAAAAUACGUAAAUUUUAACAUGCGUACUGUAUGAGGUGAUCCUUUUUUGUGAGUGCAGGAUCUUUGAAAAGUUCUUUCCAGCCUGAAGGCAUCCACUUUUUUCCACCUCCUUAUAACCUCUACUCCAACUUGUGGCGUUUUUUCCACAGAUUUAUAUAUAUAUAUAUAUAUAUAU
Molecule: messenger RNA, 11677 nt
Organism: Trichobilharzia regenti
Lineage: Eukaryota; Metazoa; Platyhelminthes; Trematoda; Strigeidida; Schistosomatidae
Source: the annotation of a GenBank genome assembly